CUUCGAUGUGUUUAGGGUUGUUCAUAGAUUGAAAACGUAUUGACAACCAUAGUAAAACUCCAGGGACAUGAAAUGAUUUAUACAAGACUAGGGUCACACAACGCACAACAGAACAGUGUCAGGCACAGCAGCGCUCACUGAUUCUGCGUAAUGGCUUCGGGCCGAGUAGAUCUGGACGGAAGGCCCAUAAAGCCCAUGACCAUUUGCAUGAUCGGCGCCGGUGGGUUCAUCGGCUCCCACCUCUGCGAAAAACUAAUGUCGGAGACCCCUCACACGGUUCUCGCCUUGGAUGUCUACAGCGACAAAAUCAAACACCUCUUGGAGCCCCACACGCUUCCUUGGGCCGGUCGCAUCCAGUUCCACCGCCUCAACAUCAAGCACGAUUCGCGCCUCGAGGGCCUCAUCAAGAUCGCAGAUCUGACCAUUAAUCUCGCUGCUAUUUGCACCCCCGCGGAUUACAACACGCGCCCCUUGGACACCAUUUACAGCAACUUCAUCGACGCGCUUCCCGUCGUGAAGUACUGUUCGGAAAACAACAAGCGUCUCAUUCAUUUCUCUACGUGUGAAGUGUAUGGGAAAACGGUUGGGAGCUUUCUCCCCAAAGAUAGCCCUCUUCGUAAGGAUCCUGCAUACUAUGUGCUUAAGGAGGAUGAGUCUCCUUGUAUUUUUGGUUCAAUUGAGAAGCAGAGGUGGUCGUAUGCCUGUGCUAAGCAGUUGAUUGAGAGGCUGAUUUAUGCUGAGGGUGCUGAAAAUGGCUUGGAAUUCACAAUUGUGAGACCUUUUAAUUGGAUUGGACCAAGGAUGGAUUUCAUUCCUGGCGUUGAUGGGCCAAGUGAGGGUGUUCCCCGUGUUCUGGCCUGCUUUAGCAAUAAUCUCCUCCGUGGAGAGCCCCUCAAGCUUGUGGAUGGUGGCCAAUCCCAGAGGACUUUCGUGUAUAUUAAGGAUGCUAUUGAAGCUGUCUUAUUGAUGAUUGAAAAUCCUGCAAGGGCCAAUGGGCAUAUUUUUAAUGUGGGUAACCCAAACAAUGAGGUUACAGUUAGGCAGCUUGCUGAAAUGAUGACUCAGGUUUAUUCAAAGGUAAGCGGAGAAGCAUCUCUAGAAAAACCCACUAUUGAUGUGAGCUCCAAAGAAUUUUAUGGUGAGGGAUAUGAUGAUAGUGACAAGAGAAUUCCUGACAUGACCAUAAUUAAUAGGCAGCUUGGCUGGAAUCCUAAGACCUCACUUUGGGACCUGCUUGAGUCCACUCUCACCUAUCAGCACAGGACUUAUGCUGAAGCCAUUAAGAAAGUCAUUGCAAAGCCAGUGGCAAGUUAAACUUAAUGGUGAUGUACUGCAUUGAGAAGAGUGUUCAGCCCAUAGGGGCACUUACGUAUAGUUUACUGGUUGAUUUUAUUUAUAUACAUGGUAAUUUUCCCCUUGGUUUUGGGUUUGGUAGCUAAGGUAGCCCAUGCCUUCUUUAUUGCAUAUUUAUGAGGAAGUAGGAAUUUAGCAAGGACAAUCUGUGCUACUGCCUUGUAAUUUUCAUGCAGAGUUUCGGGCAUAAUUUAUACGAUGAAAGAAGCAUUUUUGUGUUGUAUGGAAUAGUGAUAUCUCAGGCAUUCAUGUGAUGUCUUUCCAUAUUCAGCUGUAACAUUUAUCAUGUUUCCUAAAUUAAUGGUCAUUAAUUUAUUUAAUGGAUUA
This is a messenger RNA of Cajanus cajan (pigeon pea), 1680 nucleotides long. Its product is annotated as UDP-D-apiose/UDP-D-xylose synthase 2. Gene Ontology annotation, molecular function: carboxy-lyase activity. NCBI's taxonomy places the organism in Eukaryota, Viridiplantae, Streptophyta, Magnoliopsida, Fabales, Fabaceae. The record is from RefSeq and is a predicted model, not a curated record.